Messenger RNA from Cyphellophora europaea CBS 101466, 1365 nucleotides. RefSeq lists its product as uncharacterized. The record is from RefSeq and is a predicted model, not a curated record. The transcript has a single exon. NCBI's taxonomy places the organism in Eukaryota, Fungi, Ascomycota, Eurotiomycetes, Chaetothyriales, Cyphellophoraceae. The coding region runs from base 1 to 1365 and encodes 454 amino acids.
AUGGCUCCCAGCAGAGGCUCUUCGGACGAGAGCAGGCCGGAGGGUUCACUCGACGAAUCUGCAUCACAACCACCAACCCUACGACCGUACCUCGAUAAACUGCCCCCUCUAGAUACCCACGUUACAGACCUACCUACCCCGACUGCUCGACGGUUCGCCUCUUCGAUCGACCGCGAUGCCUCCGCUACCCCGACGCCUUUGCAUCCGUCAGCAGUAGAUCCUGAAGAUGCGGACGACGAUGGUGUGGACAUCGGCGACGACGAGUCACUGGGCGAGAACGAAGAGGAGUUUCAACAACACUACUCUCGCAACUCGCCCGCCUCAUCUGAAGACGACGAGGGAGAAGACGAUGAAGAUCCGACCUUGAACAACGGGUCCGCUGCCUUCAGCAAUAUCAAUCCCGACCGCCUCCAGCGUGUCACCUCGCUCCCACUCUCCGGCACCUCUCCAGGCCUCCAACGCCCGACUCUCCCACACUCGCAGUCCACGGUCUCGCUGAGGGCCCCUCCGCCACCGCCUCCGCUAUAUCCUCCCUUUUACAAUCGUCCACCCACACCUUUGCCCCCGUCGCCAUCUCUGACAUCGCUGCUCCGGCCGCCGUCAAUCCUCAAUCGCUCUACCACGAGCACACGGCCCACCACACCAGACUCCUCCGAUGUCGAAACACCCCUCGACACCGAAGCAGCCGUUGCGCACUCAGCUCGACGCGCCCAUCCACUGCCGCCCGCCUCACCCAAAGUUCCCACCUACGAGUACUACGGCUUUGUGCUAUAUCUAGCCUCCUCACUCGCCUUCCUAAUGUACAUCCUAUGGUCAUACCUGCCCUCACCAUUCCUCCACGCCCUAGGCAUCACCUACUACCCGAACCGGUGGUGGUCCCUCGCGAUCCCUGCCUGGAUCGUCAUGCUCCUCGUCUGGAUCUACGUGGCCCUCCUAAGCUUCAACGUCGAGUACCUCACGCUCAGCCUCUCCAGCGUCGAAUGCAUGGUCGACGACGCCGCCAACGUCGCCGUGCUCGACGAGCGCGGCCGCAUCCGCAAGGGCGGCAGCAAACGCCUAGUGCGCGAGGUGGAGCUGCGGCGCGCCCUCGACCAAGAGCGACGGAACGCCAGCUGGGGCCGCAAGGCCGCCAAGGGCCGGGCGGCCAAGAAGCAGAAGGAGCGCGAGCGCGAGAAACGCAAGGGCGGUGCCAUCGAGCUGUCGGAUCUGGAGGAGGACUGGCUGACGUAUGUCAGCUUGUAUGGCCCGGGCAACGGGGACCGCGGCAUGGAUCUGAGCUGGAAGCAGAUCUGGAACCAGGGGACCGAUGGCGUCAUGGAUGUGCCGUUGGGGGGUGUUUGUGAGGUGCUGUAUGGCGAGGACUAG